GUGGUAGUAGCGGGAGCGGCUGUGGUAGUAGUGAUAACAACAACAAACAUUUAUGUCUGUGAGUUUGAGGACUGGGGAUCAGUUUUUUAAUGUGCAAGUCUAUGCUAUGCAAAUGACUGAUUUUCCCAUUUCGGCUCAAACAUGACUGAACUUUCAGCCAGUGUAGGAACUGUAGACAUGGUCUUGCCCACCACUAUGAAUACAGUAUUUGGACUUACAAAAGUGACACUAUCGGAGUGUUUUCUGAAAAACAUACCUGAUUCUGACAGCAAAGUAAAAUUAUUUAAAGAGUCAUUCAAUGAUCUGAAAUGUACGAUGAUCGAGGAUGGUAACUAUUGCUUGGAAGGCUCAUGGGAGGCUGUUGUCAGGACAGAACAGAUGCUCCAAGCCAUUCUAGAUAAAUGGAUGUCCAAGGUUCCAACCAAACAACAGAAUGCUCAGAUUAUUGAAAUAAAUAGUGCAAACCUACUGCUCACUCAGCCAAUAGACCAUCGUGAUUUAGAAGAAUGUAUGUUUAAGAAGUCCUCCAAAUCUACAGUAAGUGCUGAAUGCUCUGAACAAGCGGAUCAGGAUCUUGAUUGUUCUGCAAACCAGAACCAGGCCCAUCCAUUGCAGGAGACCAACAUUUCUUAUUUGGAUGACCCAUCUGCAGAGAAUGAGGUGUAUAUGGAUAUUCAGUUGGAGCACAACUACAACCAUUUUAAGGCAGAUUUAAACAAUGAGUCAAUGUCUAACAAUGGAGAACCAAUGGUGGAAAAUGAAAUUUAUAUGGAUAUUAAGCUGUCAAAGACAAACAAUGAGAGUUUUGCCAAUCCAGAUCUACCAGUCAUGCUUGUUGUCGCCAAAGAUGAUGAGCCUGGUGUUGAAGUUCUUCAGCUCAAUGUAAAUAAGCCAAAUGGACAAAUCUCACCCACCAAAGAAUAUUUAGGCGAAGGGACAGUUCCCAUAAAUCAGUCUGAAGAUUUAAAACUACGCAGAAAAAAAUAUGAAGAGAAAGCCCCUUUCAAGUAUUUUUGUAAUCAGUGUUCUUUUAAAACAAAACGAUAUAGCCACAUGAGAAACCAUUCUCGUUUUCAUGAACGAAUAUGCACUAUAUACUCAUGUGAUCAAUGUGACUUUAGCACUAUAAGGGCUAGUCAUUUACAAAGGCAUGUUGGAACUCACAAACCAGAAGCAUUUACAUGUUCUGAGUGUACCUACAGUACUCAUUCAGAAAUUUUUUUCAAAAGACAUCAGAGAUUGAAGCAUAAAGCCAAACAGCCAAAUAAGCCCAAGACCACAGAUACUUAUCAAUGUUUGCAAUGUGAUUACAUGACCACUAGUGAAAAAAUAUUUAAUAGGCACUUGACUGUUCAUACGAAGAAAAAACAUGGAAAGAUGAAACAACCAUGCUUCAAAUGUAAGCAGUGCUCUUACCAGACUCCAAGCCGGUCCAAUUUUUAUCGACAUUUAGGUGGUGUUCAUGGCGAUGAAAGACCCUUCAUGUGCCCUACUUGUGGGCUAUGCUUUAAACGCUCUGACACAUUAGCCCAGCAUCAAACGACCCAUGUAAAGAGUGAAGAGUCAGGUAGAAGUGCAUUCCAGUGUGAAAAGUGUGAAAAAAGUUAUCGCUCUACAGGUGCUCUAGAGGAGCAUAAAUUGACCCAUGAAGAAGAGAGGCGUUACCUCUGUGAAAUUUGUGGCUCUUCUUUCAAAACGCGUGCUGUGCAAAGAAAGCAUUUCAUUGAGACUCAUGUUCAUACAAAAGUGCAUCCUUGUUCUACUUGCUCCAAGACCUUCACGACCAAGUAUUUAUUGAAGAGACAUAUGAAAGUGCACUCACUUAAACAUCAAGACAAGAUCACCACUAUCGAAGCAAAUAGCAGCCCUCAAGAGAUAAGUACAAACACGAUUGGCUCAAUUGACUGGUGCCAAUCUAUUGUGCCUGCUCAGCAAUCAUCUAACGAUGUUCAAGUGUUUGUUGUUUACCAAGAGCCAUCUCAACAAGAUUUAAGUUUGCAAGAAGGACAUUUAUUUCAGGUUUCUCCCUCAUUGGUAGCCAGUCAGACUUUAUCUGCAUCUGUCUUACCAGUUGAAUUUGUAAUUUCUGAGGGUAAUUCAGAGAGUGAAAACUGUGGUGGAGAAACAGCAGUAAAUGAGCAACAAUAGUCUUUGUCUGCACAAAAUGUCUC
Messenger RNA from Thrips palmi, 2171 nucleotides. RefSeq names its product zinc finger protein 181-like. Gene Ontology annotation, biological process: regulation of transcription by RNA polymerase II. The coding region runs from base 142 to 2148 and encodes 668 amino acids. The transcript has 2 exons. Gene Ontology annotation, molecular function: RNA polymerase II transcription regulatory region sequence-specific DNA binding; DNA-binding transcription factor activity, RNA polymerase II-specific. The record is from RefSeq and is a predicted model, not a curated record. Gene Ontology annotation, cellular component: nucleus. Lineage: Eukaryota; Metazoa; Arthropoda; Insecta; Thysanoptera; Thripidae.